This is a messenger RNA of Angiostrongylus costaricensis, 1584 nucleotides long. NCBI's taxonomy places the organism in Eukaryota, Metazoa, Nematoda, Chromadorea, Rhabditida, Metastrongylidae. The record is from the annotation of a GenBank genome assembly.
AUGGUCGAAGUCGAUGGUCCGCAGUUGUUCUUCACAGAAGGCGAAGACGUCGAAACGCGUAGAGCAGAACGACCUCUAUCAUUUGGUGAUACAGUUCAUUGGGAGGAUAAAGAUGUGAUCAACAGAGUAAUUUCAAGGAUACGAAGGGAUGAAAUAUCAUCGCAGUAUAUCCUUCCUAAUAUCCCAGUUUCUGCUUGGUUGACUUUGGCUCUCGAUACGAAAGGCAGAUUGUGCAUUGAGUUCGACUCAUUCCAUCAGGUUUAUACUGAGUGUGCCGACAUGGCGGUUCAAACACCGUGGAAUCGCAAUAAUUCGAAGUACACAAUUUUGGAGAUUCCACUGAAUAGUGAUGGAAUAGUGGAUCAGAUUUUAUUACCGGAAUCAUACUCACGUGUAACUAAAUGGCAACCGGAACUAGUUAACCGUGUGGGAGUGUACACUGGGGACAGAUUGAUAUUCUGCAAGGAGUUAUUUGCAUACGAAAUUGUUAUUGCUCUGAUCAAACAUUCCAAAGACAGCGUACCUCUUACACCAGGAAUUAGCUGUGAGUUUUCUGCAGUGUGGAAUCAGUAUGAGAAAAAGUUCAUCGUAACUGAUUACAAAGCUAAGGGCUUGAAGACUCAGCUUGGUGCAAAUAACUUGCUACGAACAGCGGUAAAAGCUGAUGAAGACUAUCCUGGUGUGUACAGAAGUGUUAAUUUUGGACUAAUAGAUGAUCCCAGAGGAAUUCUUGCCCUUUUCCAUCUUUCGGAAUACAAAAACAGCUCUGUUGUGGUAACACUAGAGGACAAACCGUCGAAGUCUAAAUUUCGGUUCCGUAUAGUUGAUGUUCAAGCUGAUAAGGCGCCAAAACUGCAGAAAUGGCUUGAAAACGCAGAGAAAUUCACAGUAACUGAAAUUCAUUUCUUAUCAAAAAAUGAAGAGAUUGUUUCUGUGGAGAAACGGCUGCUAUCUGAUGCACCUCAUUAUCGUCAGAGAGCUUUUCGGAUUUCCGUAGCUAGAUCGGUCGCUUUCGAUUGCUUCCUCGAACAUCACUUAUUUGGAUUGAUUGAUGUGGGAACGCAUACUUCACUUACAAAAGGGAAUUCCAGUGCGCUAGUAUGGGUGAUUCGAUCUCUUCCGGACACCAAGCAAGCAGCACGCCGUGCUCGAGCUCCUUUCGUUGUUGUCUCCGUAGGAGAUCAAGAGCCAAAUGAGGAAUUCUCAAUACUGUUCAUGUAUUUCAAGGUCGAUCUACUCGACGAAAGUUUCGGACAGGGAGACACAUGUGGAUUGCAUCCAGCGUCGCCAACUAUUUCGGUUCUAGAGGUUGAAGAAUCUUCUAUUGCGGUCCCAAAUCUGGGAAACAUAUCCGACGCGGGAUGGGAUCUUGCGACACAGGAAGCAAUGAAACGUAUGGGGCUCAAUGGGAGUAAGGAUUCGUCUUCACAUCUGAUUGGAUGUACUGAUACAAGCUGCGCACCAAACUGUCCAACAUUGGAGAUGAUUAUGCUGAUUAUGGAUACCGUUCCGAAUUUCAUGGAACUGUUAGCAGCUGAGAAUCCCUCUUUAUUCGCACGAUGUGUCAAUCAGCUUUUCAUUUAG